Molecule: messenger RNA, 1716 nt
Organism: Purpureocillium lilacinum
Lineage: Eukaryota; Fungi; Ascomycota; Sordariomycetes; Hypocreales; Ophiocordycipitaceae
Product: phosphate-sensing transcription factor
Biological process (GO): phosphate ion transmembrane transport
Cellular component (GO): membrane
Source: RefSeq, a predicted model, not a curated record
AUGGCCCUCCACCAAUAUGACUUUCUGCUGGCGGUCGGCACGAUCUUUGCGUUCCUAGAUGCAUGGAACAUUGGCGCCAACGAUGUCGCCAACUCCUGGGCCAGCUCAGUUUCCUCCCGUUCCAUCACCUACCUGCAGGCUAUGCUGGGCGCUUCCGUCAUGGAAUUUAGCGGUGCUCUGGGUGUCGGCGGCCGUGUGGCGGACACCAUCCGUACCAAGGUUGUCGACACUACGGCCUUCAAUGACGAGCCUGCCUUGCUCAUGCUCGGUAUGGUCUGCGCUGUCAUUGCGUCCGCAAGCUAUCUUACCAUGGCUACCCGGCUGGGCAUGCCCGUCUCGACGACCCAUUCCAUCCUUGGCGGUGUCUUGGGUAUGGGCGUCGCCGCUCUCGGUGGUGAUGGCAUCACUUGGGUGGGCUACAAGAACGGAAAGGUCGACCUAAAGCAGGGCGUGGUGCAGGUCUUCAUGGCAUGGAUCAUCUCGCCCGUGAUGGCAGGAGCCUUUGGUGCUUGCAUAUUCCUCCUCACCAAAUACGGCGUCCUUCUACGAUCGAACCCGACUAUGAAGGGUCUGAUGCUCGUCCCCAUAUACUUCUGGCUUACGGCUUCUCUCAUCGUCAUGUUGCUCAUCUGGAAGGGCGGUGACUACGAGGUCAACCUCACCGAUGCGCAAAUUCCGGGCGUCAUCGUGGCCGUUGGUGCCGGCUGGGGUCUGCUCAUGGCCCUCUUCCUCGUCCCAUGGAUGUACCGUAUCGUCGUCAAGGAGGACUGGCAGCUCAAAGCCUGGCACAUCUUACAGGGGCCAUUCCUGCUGCGACGCGGCGAGGUUCCUCCGCCGCCUGCCGAUUUCAAGGGCGUUGUGCGCAACUUCUACGAAGGCCACCUGACACGGGAGGAGCUUGACGCUCGCCGAGCACGCACUGCCGCCGCCGCCACCAAUGACAUCGAGGGCCAGCAUGAGAAGACGGCUACUGGGUCUGAGACUCCUACCCCGGGCCCCGAGGACUCUGCGCCCACUCACAAAUCCCUCGUUGGUCCCAAGCCGGAUGCCCCAUGGCAUACUCGCGCCUACAUGUGGUGGUUCAUGAAAUGGCUUGUUCUUCGUGGCGUUGAUCAAGACAUUGUCAGCUCGCAAAAGGACAAGUCCGUCAUCGCGGGUGAUGUUGAAGAGAUCCACGCGCAUGCGAAGCACUACGACAACCGUACCGAAUUCCUCUACACGUUCCUCCAGAUCAUGACCGCGUCCGCCGCGUCAUUCACCCACGGCGCCAACGAUGUCGCCAACGCCGUCGGCCCAUAUGCCUCUAUCUUCCAGAUCUGGCAGAGCGGCGCGGUUCCUCUCAAGGGAGCCAACGUGCCGCUGUGGAUUCUGGCCUUUGGCGGCGUGGGCAUCGUCAUUGGUCUCUGGACCUACGGCUAUCACAUCAUGCGAAACCUGGGCAACCGAGUGACGCUCAUGUCGCCGGCGCGUGGCUUUUCCAUGGAGCUGGGCUCCGUCAUCACGGUCAUUGUCGCCACUCGUCUUGAGCUUCCCGUAUCGACAACGCAGUGCAUCACCGGCGCCAUUGUAGGUGUCGGCCUCUGCAACGGCGACUGGCGGGCAAUCAACUGGCGGAUGGUCGCGUGGAUCUACCUCGGCUGGUUCAUCACGGUGCCCGUGGCCGGUCUCAUCUCGGGCAUUCUCAUGGGUUUCAUCAUCAACUGCCCUCGUUGGUAG